CUUGCCUGAAGCAACUUUUCCCACAAACAGACAAAAAUCCCCCGAGCCCUAAUCUUGGCGAGGAGACAAAAAUCAAAGAAAGAAGAACGGUUCUCUACGAUUUUCCCUCCGCUUUUCUUCCAUUUUCGUUAUCUUUUUCUCGUCGAUUUUUCCUUUUUAAUAUUUAACUUUUGUUUUUUCGGUUAGGAGCGAAACUCUUUUUUUUUUUUUUUUAAUGGCGAGCGAUUCCGGGCUCAGCGGUGGCGAUUCCUACAUUGGAAGCUUCAUUAGCCUUGUUUCUAAGUACGAAAUACGUUACGAAGGCGUUCUCUAUUACCUCAAUGGUCAGGAUUCUACUCUCGGCCUCAAAAACGUUAGGUCGUAUGGUACGGAAGGAAGGAGGAAAGAGGGUCCACAAAUUCCUCCAAGCGAUAAGGUGUAUGAAUACAUACUGUUUAGAGGAAGUGACAUUAAGGAUUUACAAGUUAAGUCAACCCCGCCUACCCAGACUGAAGAACAGAUCUACAAUGAUCCUGCUAUUAUCCAGUCACAUGCAGGUACCCCUGUUAGUGUUUCACCAUCAGCAUUAACUGGUUUGCCAGAUUCAACGAGGUGGCAGGAUACCCCAGCUUUGUUCAGUAGAGGCUAUCCUAGCUUGUUGUCUUCAAAUCAGUCUGUUGGCCAAGCAGUUCCAUUGGAACUUCCACCAAUGAUUAAAACUACUAAUCUCCCAUCUCCUUCUAUGGCAAUGUUGUAUAAUGGGACAUCUAUUGACAUUUCACAUUCUCCGCAGAAUCAAUUUACUGUUCAAGCCCCUUCCCUAAUGUCGCAUCUCUUGACAGCACAGCAAGUGCUGCAGUCUCCUAAUAUUGGGGCAUCUACAGCUAUGAGUUUGACUGAUGCAUCAGAAUGUAUAAUUCCUGUAUCUUCAUCUUCUACUUCUACCUCUGUACAUCCAAAAUUUUCACCCUCACUUACUCCUGUACAAUUUUCUAUGUCUCUUGAUAAGCCAUCAUCCUUGCCCAAACAGGCAUUUCAACCAUCUCAUCAUAAUGAACUAUCUAUGACUUCAUUUGCUUCACCUCGCCAAGACUUUAACGUAAAUGAAACUGAAAUUGCUGGCAAACCUGUUUCUAACUCAAUGCCUGUCUUACCUGUCCAGUCAGUUCCGUAUUCUGUAUCUUCUUUUAUGGGUUUGAAUUCAAGUCCCUCGCAAUCACAAUCCUCAUCUUUGGUAACUCCAGACCAAUUAACACAGUCUGGACUGUAUAAUCUAUCUUCUACACAGGAAGUGUUCCCGGAGCAGAAAGAUGUGGGUGCUUUUCCACCAGCAUCAUCUACUUUGCCCUUGAUUCCUACUCCUGUAACUCAACCGCCAUUACUGCCACUUCCAGAUUCCAUUCAAAAGUCUCAAUAUGCUAAAGCACAGUAUACUGAAGAGUUUGAUUUUAUGGCCAUGAAUGAGAAGUUUAAGAAGGAUGAAGUAUGGGGUCACCUUGGAAAGGGAAAAGAAAAGGAUAAAACAGAGGGAGCAGAGGAAAGAGCAACUGGUCAUAACUUGGAAGGCAUAGAAGGUCAGGGUCUGGUAGCCAACCAAAAGCCUGCAUAUAACAAGGAUGAAUUCUUUGACACAAUUUCAUGUAAUUCACUCAACCGUGGACAAAGGAAUGUGCAGAAUCUGUUUUCUGAGCGGAUGAAGCUGGAUACUGAGACAUUUGGCUUCCAACAGAGACCUAAUUUUGGAUAUGGUGGUUAUGGUUAUGGUCGUGGUCGUGGUGAUGCUUUCCGGGGUUCACAUAACUGGGGGAGGGGAUACGUCCAUGGUAGGAGAGGACGUGGUGGUAAUGUUCCGUUCUAAUCCCAAUCAAACAUUUUGAUGUCUCUGAAAAUACCAUGGUUUGUUUCUGCGAGUCACAGAUCUUUCUUCUCGUCUCUUACACUCUUAGUAGUCCUUUGCUUAACGAGUGUUGGAUAGCAAAGAUAAUAUUGUAAACAUCUUUUGUGUUUCUUUUUCUUUUCUUUUUUUUUUUUUUUUCCCUCGUUAAGAUGCUUGGGUAAGGGAGUCAAAGUACCCAUUAUUGCUAGUUCAUGUCUUUUUUUGGUGCCCAUGAACUUGCAUUUACCAUCUUCUGUUUCAAGAUUCUGUUGUCCUUGAAAUAAAUUGUUAGAAAGGAAAUCAAUUUUCCACGUUCUGGAUUAGCCGUAGCUUUUACAGUUUCUGGCUUUUUAGUUUUUGUGGCUAUUUUAUCAUACGUGCAUAUAUGAACAAAUUUGGAGCAGUUUAGGCCAUUUUCGUUAGGUUGGGUUAGACUGGAUUCGGUUCUUAUAAGUGAUUGCAUUGGAAUGUAUAUAAUUUUAUAUUUUGUCCUA
Ziziphus jujuba (common jujube) is the source of this 2349-nucleotide messenger RNA. Its product is annotated as protein decapping 5. Gene Ontology annotation, cellular component: P-body. The transcript is spliced from 7 exons. NCBI's taxonomy places the organism in Eukaryota, Viridiplantae, Streptophyta, Magnoliopsida, Rosales, Rhamnaceae. Gene Ontology annotation, biological process: cytoplasmic stress granule assembly; P-body assembly. The record is from RefSeq and is a predicted model, not a curated record. Gene Ontology annotation, molecular function: mRNA binding. The coding region runs from base 215 to 1837 and encodes 540 amino acids.